Molecule: messenger RNA, 1116 nt
Organism: Vicia villosa (hairy vetch)
Lineage: Eukaryota; Viridiplantae; Streptophyta; Magnoliopsida; Fabales; Fabaceae
Exons: 1
Coding region: 1-1116 (371 amino acids)
Source: RefSeq, a predicted model, not a curated record
AUGUGGCGUAAGAAUACUCUGAAUCUAAUCCAAAGCUUCAAAGGGGUGGGGUUUGUAGGCUUGAAGGCGCAGAGCAAAGAUAAAGGGGUGAGUUUAAAUUUCGUUAAUAUUUAUGCUCCUUGCAAUUCAUUGGGGAGAAAGGAGAUGUGGCUACAAUUGAUAAAUUUGAAGAGGAAUGUUGUUGGAGAGGAAUGGUGUAUAGGCGGGGACUAUAAUUCAGUUUUAUAUAAAGAGGAGAGGAUAGGUAAAUAUGGAGGGCAUUUGGGCAAGGAUUGUGAAGCCUUUCAACGAUUUGUUGAGGAGAUGGAUAUAAUUGACCUUCCAAGUGUGGGUGGUAGAUACACAUGGUUCAGUGGUUAUGGAAACGCUAUGAGCAGGUUUGACCGGUUCUUGGUAUCUGAUUCUUUAAUCUCUAGAUGGAAUUUGGAAAAUCGGAUGGUUGGCAAGAGAAUAAACUCAAAUCACUGCCCUGUCUGGCUAAAGUCUGUGAAUGGAGAUUGGGGUCCUAAACCCUUUCGUUUUAAUAACGGAUGGUUUAAGCAUGAAGAGUUUAGGUCCUUUGUUGCAGAAGAAUGGAAUUUGAUCUCAGUUGUUAGGAGAGGUGACUUUGUCCUAUAUGAGAAAUUGAAGAAGUUAAAGCCGGCUCUAAAAAAGUGGAAUAAGGAGAUAUUUGGCUGGAUAGACCUGAAAAUUGAAGAGAAGAUAGAUGAACAACACGACUUGGACAUCUUUCUUUUAGCCAAUAUUGGGAAAGAUGUUGCAGAAAUAGCCGAGAGUAGAAGGAAGGUAGCUGAUGAUCUGUGGAGGAAAAUGGAAAUGAAAGAAUGUAUGUUGCGUGUUAAGUCGGGCCAGAAGUGGUUAAAGGAAGGGGAUUUCAAUACAAAGUGUUUUCACAGUACUCUCAAGGAGCGGAUUCGUAGGAAUUCUUUCAGUUUGCUCGAUACGGCAGAGGGGCGGAUACAAGGACCUGUUGAUGUUAAGAGCUAUAUCAGGAAUCAUUUUUUAAAUUUCUUUAAAGAAUCUAGUGCUGCAAGACCGGUUCCUGCAGGUAUUGUUUUCAGUAGGCUUAAGGAUGAAGAUGUGGUCAGGAUGGAGAGACCCUUUGAAGAGGCAUAA